UUGAAUUUGACCUUACAGUCAUAACAACUGUUACAUCACAAUUUUGAAAUAUAUACAUUAAAAAUCCUUUUCUAACAAAUUUAUCAUCAGAUAGCUAAGUCCUAAUUAUCUUGAGCUCUCGUCAUAAGACAUCAGUUCACACUGAUAUUUUUGAUUUAUCUUGUUACUGUUCCCCUUAUGCCUUUCUUCUUCAGGUUAAGACAAAUACGUUUUUCCCCAAAAUCCACAACACGCAAUGUAAUUCCAAACUAAACACAAAUCUAUCAACAGUUUAAUGUUAUGGUGUCAAACAUUUUAUCUCAUUGCAGAAGAUUACUCACAAUCAUGAUUUCAGUUGCAACUGAAUGCCCAUCGGCAUUUAUCGACAUUAUCAUCAUACGCUCUCUUAUUUUCUGAAUCCUAGUACUAAACAUUUCUAAAGUUGGUGACCAGAUGAUCACUUUUGAACCACUAUUAGAUUUUACUUGCUUGUCAUAAUUUCUGACGUGAACCUUGUACUUACUAAUUUCGUCAAUUUCAACAUGGUAGAAAUUAGUGAAAGAAUAGUUGAAGAUUACAAAUGUGAGCCGCCCCCAAAUCACCUUUUGAACACAGAAAUUUUUUGGAAGAUGGGGUGUAAUAAAUUCAUUGCCGUUGAACCAGCAGAAAUAUACUUUGAUAAUAUUAGUUUUCGGUCUCAAAAGUCUGGAAUAAUGAAACAGUUUGAAUUAAAAAAUAUAUCUGACCGCGUGACACGUUUACACAUUUUGCCUCCAGAUACCAAGUACUUUCGACUGUCGUAUAAACAGCCGAAGUGUUUGGUACCUGGUUAUAGUAUUACGUGCCGUCUGAUAUUUUUCCCUGAUAAACCAAGUUACUAUGAAGAUUGUAUACGUGUGCAUACUGAAGAUCAUGAGAAUCAGUUAAUCGUCCCAAUCUAUGCUUAUCCUGUGAUAGGUGACUUCGAGUUUCCAGAGUUCAUUGAAUUUCCACCAACAAUUAUUGGGAAAAAGUGA
Messenger RNA from Schistosoma mattheei, 995 nucleotides. NCBI's taxonomy places the organism in Eukaryota, Metazoa, Platyhelminthes, Trematoda, Strigeidida, Schistosomatidae. The record is from the annotation of a GenBank genome assembly.